Molecule: messenger RNA, 1218 nt
Organism: Psilocybe cubensis
Lineage: Eukaryota; Fungi; Basidiomycota; Agaricomycetes; Agaricales; Agrocybaceae
Exons: 4
Coding region: 1-1218 (405 amino acids)
Source: RefSeq, a predicted model, not a curated record
AUGUCGUCAAACGAUAUUUCUCGAGAUGAGCUUCUCCUUCUUCUGUCCUCUAUGGGCGUCGUUCUCGCUAAGGAUAACAAACUGCCCACAGAGGAACUAAACAGGAGAUUCGGAAUGGCUCUGAAUACUGCUCAGGAACUGUCGGAUGUCGUAGACAAGACACCCAUAAACCUUGCUUCAUUACCGAGAUGGACAUCGCAAAAGACACUGUUCGACGCUACAAAACGAGGAAGCCUGACCGAAGCGUUGGUGGGAUAUAUGUCUCAACCGAAGAAAGGAUACCUCUCACCAAAGGAGGAAAUUUUCAAAGAAAUGCGUCAAAGUGUUCUUCUCAUGGCACAUGUGUGUGAUGUUGGCCUGAGAGAUAUAUGUUUCUUGACUGAAGGGGAUGAGUUGGGAAUCUUCGUUCGGAUAAUGGAUGUCCUUCGCAUAAAAGAUGGCGUUCCGCUUUAUUAUUUCGUCUACCGAGAACUGGUUCCCACACCUGACACGCCCAUGGAUGCACUCAUUGACGGUAUAGGCGUCGACAGAACGCUUAUCAAAACUGGAAUCAGCGAUCUCGAAAGGCGUACACUUCUAAGACUGUUUCGCAAAAAUACGAAGAAGCUCGACCCCAAAAUUAUCGCAAUGGAACGAGAUGCACAAGGCAAGGAGACGGGUCACCAUCCAUCAUUUGUCCUACCACUCUGCCCUAUUGCGAUGCGCAAUCUGGGAAAGCUUACCAACAAUCCCGGUUGCGAAGUGUGCGGGAAGAAAAAUACCAGCCGUUGCAUGCAAUGCAUGUCGGUGGUUUAUUGUAGUAAACAGUGUCAGAAGGAGCAUUGGCAGACGCACAAGGAAACCUGCAAAUCAAUCAAGGGAGGAACUUGGCAUUCCAUCACAGUACAAGAGCCGGACAUGGGGCCGCCUGAGCUAAAUUCUAUAGUGAAUCGUCUGGAGUCGAUGCACAAUCCUCAAACUGCAGGCAUAAGCCCCUCAAAUAACGGGAUCCCUCCCGACGUCCAUGGAGGAAAGGUGUUCCUCGCCAAGUUCCAGGUAUCGCUGACCUAUGAUAACUACGGAAUUUUAGCCCCAGAUAUGUUAGUUUAUGACAGGACCAGGAGCUUCCGUUUUUUCUGGAAAAGAAGGUCUAAUCCGCGAUUGUUCGCGGAAGCGCAGAAAAUGAUGGGAUCCAAGUUGAAGUUUUAUAGAGCGCCGCGAGAGGAUCCUCUUUGGUAG